AAAACAAAAAUAAAAUCCAAAAAAUAAAAUAAAUAGAAUUAUCCACUAGUGAAGCCCCUGAAAAUUGAACGAAAGCCUCGGUGGUAGGGCGAGCAAACAGAAGAAGAAGAAGAAGUGGAAGUUUCAUCAUCACUCUCUGUUUGUGAUGGCAAUCUCUACUAACUUUUUCGCCGUCUUCAAUUCCAUACCCUCUACUUCCUCGUCUUUUUCUUCUUCAUUUACAAAACCAUCUUUGGGUUCUUUGAAACACCAUUACGGUUUGAAGGUUGGUAAACCAAGCUCAAAUAGGCGCUUGGUGCUUAGCUGUUCAUCUUCUCAGAUGGAUUCCAACUCUGACACCAUGAAUAUAGGAAAUGGGCGGUCACAAAUUUCAUCUGCAUCUUCAUUUGGGUUGACAAUGAGUGAAACCACCAUGUCAAGAACAUCUUAUAAAUGGCAAAGGGUCUUGCUUAAAGUAAGUGGAGAAGCACUUGCUGGGGAUCAAACACAGAAUAUUGACCCGAAGAUCACGAUGUCAAUUGCAAGAGAGGUUGCAGCUGUGACUCGCCUUGGCAUUGAGGUAGCAAUUGUGGUUGGUGGAGGGAAUAUAUUCCGUGGCUCCUCCUGGGCUGGAAGUAGUGGUCUUGACCGUUCAUCUGCUGAUUACAUUGGGAUGUUGGCAACUGUCAUGAACGCCAUAUUUCUUCAAGCAACGAUGGAGAGUAUUGGCAUCCCUACUCGAGUGCAGACUGCAUUCCGAAUGUCUGAGGUUGCAGAGCCUUAUAUACGUAGAAGGGCUGUAAGGCAUUUGGAAAAAGGGAGGGUUGUAAUUUUUGCAGCUGGGACAGGAAAUCCAUUUUUCACUACAGAUACCGCUGCUGCCCUUCGUUGUGCAGAAAUUAAUGCAGAGGUGGUGCUGAAAGCUACAAAUGUUGAUGGGGUCUAUGAUGAUGAUCCAAGGAGAAAUCCAAAUGCUCGUCUUCUUGACACUCUAACAUAUCAGGAGGUGACUUCGAAAGAUCUUUCCGUAAUGGACAUGACUGCAAUUACUCUCUGUCAAGAAAAUAACAUUCCUGUUGUUGUCUUCAAUCUAUCCAAACCAGGUUACAUCUCAAGAGCCAUAAAAGGAGAGAGGGUUGGCACAAUUAUUGGAGGAACAAGGAAUUCUAUGGCAGCGAAAACAUGAUGAUGAUGAUGGAUGGGUUUUUGAUCUCAAAGAGUUGUGGAUGCUAGUUUGCUAGUGAAGCAUUUGAAGAUUGAAAGUUGAAGUGGAAGAAAACUGUUACUCAGCAUCUAAUUUGUAAAUAAUUUUUGUGGAUGUUGAAAAAGAUUAAAAAGAAUUAAUUUGGCUCUAAUUUCAGGUUUAUUUCUCCCAAGCGAAUAAAAUUCUUUUUACGGUUUUUAUUUUA
Ziziphus jujuba (common jujube) is the source of this 1388-nucleotide messenger RNA. RefSeq names its product uridylate kinase PUMPKIN, chloroplastic. The transcript is spliced from 7 exons. The record is from RefSeq and is a predicted model, not a curated record. Bases 146 to 1165 code for a protein of 339 amino acids. NCBI's taxonomy places the organism in Eukaryota, Viridiplantae, Streptophyta, Magnoliopsida, Rosales, Rhamnaceae. Gene Ontology annotation, biological process: UDP biosynthetic process. Gene Ontology annotation, molecular function: UMP kinase activity. Gene Ontology annotation, cellular component: cytoplasm.